AUGCCUUCACAUGGUGUAAGGCCCGGUCGGAUCAAUGAAGAGUCUGAGCGAACGCAUCCGAGUCGACGAGAUCUCGUUCCUGGUUUGACUCUGCGACAGAUGAGUCGGUAUGGACCGGAGGCUCGAUACUUUGAAAUCUUCACCCGGGGAGUGCCGAACAUUAACUGGUCUGCUUCAGCACCUCAGUCUUGGAUCAACCUGUCACAAGCGUCUGGGGUCUUGGUCCCGGGUGACUAUGAUGCCCGGAUUGAGAUCUCGAUUGACUGGGGUCAAGUCCCUGAUGACUUCAACGAAGAAGUACUCAUUGAUAUCCGAUCUCAGGAAGGAGAUUUUGAACAGGUCCAUCUGCCGAUCAAUGGCAGACGUGUUCCGAACUCUUUCAAGGGCUUCAUUGAACAAGACGGCUUGGUUUCUAUUCCUGCCACCGACUGUCUCAUUCAAACUCCGUACAAAGUUCUUCCCGAUGCUGGCAGACUUGAAACCGGAUCUCUGACCCUGGCUCCUGGAUCAAAGAGCACUAACGGAAUCCCCUACACAUCCUACCCUUUCUACCUAUUCACAGAGACCUCCGACAUUACUUUAGUGCUGUACUUCGGCGCCACUCUGGAUCUUUCUUCGGAUGAUGUUCUUGACUAUACCAUAGCGAUUGAUGAGGGGAAAUUGCAAAGCUAUCCUCUACAGAAGAGGACUCUAGAGAGUGAGAGGAACGCUGCCGACAAGGGAUGGGCGUCGGCUGAUGGUUGGUUCUUUGCUGCGUCGGAAAACGUAUGGGUUCGGGAGCAUGAGCUGAAGCUGGACCCUGGUGCGCAUACGCUACAUGUUAGGUUGGGACAUGCGAAUAUGUUGCUUGAAAAGAUCGCGAUCGACCGCGGGGGUGUAGCAAAGAGCUAUUUGGGGCCUCCGUUCGGUAUCAAGGCCUAG
Molecule: messenger RNA, 921 nt
Organism: Fusarium redolens
Lineage: Eukaryota; Fungi; Ascomycota; Sordariomycetes; Hypocreales; Nectriaceae
Exons: 2
Coding region: 1-921 (306 amino acids)
Source: RefSeq, a predicted model, not a curated record